Eimeria mitis is the source of this 4446-nucleotide messenger RNA. RefSeq lists its product as uncharacterized. The transcript is spliced from 5 exons. The coding region runs from base 1 to 4446 and encodes 1481 amino acids. The record is from RefSeq and is a predicted model, not a curated record. Lineage: Eukaryota; Apicomplexa; Conoidasida; Eucoccidiorida; Eimeriidae.
AUGCCUUUCUCUACAGCGGCAGUGGGGGGGGGCGGGGGGGGACCUCUCCUCGGUGCCCACGACAUUUUAAUAGAUCAUGCAGCAGCAGAAACGUGCUGCAACAAUGAAACUUCCCUCAAGCUUCCUCAUGCUUUCAGCAGCAGGGCCAAGGAUGUCUCCUCCAUCCGUCUUCUGGUCGUGACUGUUGCUGCCUUAGCUCUGUCAUUUUUGCUGCUGCGCUGCUUCAACCACAUGCGGGCGCAGCAACAGCAGCUCCAGCAUCAGCAGAAGAACCAGAGGUUGUUAGCAGGGGGCAACUCGAAGGAAUGCUUCGGGGCCGGGUAUUCAGACUCAGAGGAAGAGGGCGAAGAGAAAGACAAGGAAAGUGAAGGCGAAAAAGAAAAAGAAGAAGCAGACGAAGAAGAGGAAGAAGAAACGGAAGAAACCUCCAAGAUGCCUUGGAGUUGGAAGGGAAGCCUUGAUCCCGUUUCAGCCCGCCUGGAUGCAGAUGCUGCUGCAGCAGCUGGUGCUGCAACAGGGUGGGAAGCGGGGCUAAUGCAAUAUCCUACGUGGUCCGUGGGAGAAGUACAUGGCGGACCACCUCUCCCGUUAUAUACAGGCGAUGCGCAAACAGCAGGAACUGCUGCUGCUGCUGGUGCUUCUGGGGGGUUGUACUUCGUCCCCGGUGGGUUUGGCUUCGGCGAGCCGCCUUCCCCCGGGCUGCUGGCUCAAACAGCCGGAUAUCAGCAGCAGGAAACAAUGGAAAGCGAAGAAGAAGAAGAAGAAGAAGUGGAAGAAGAAGAAGAAGGCCUUAAAGAAUCUGCAGCGAUCGAGUUUUUUGGUAAGGGGCCGUACACCUCAGAAUCCUCUGACCACACCUCCGAUUCCUCCCCCCUGUCGCAGCGUGAAAGCCCCAAAGAAUUGCAUUCCCCUCACUUUCCUUCUCCUGAAGAAUUAUAUUAUUAUGGGGAACAUUCGGAGGCUCCCUUCAUAGAUGAACCGUACACAGAGGAUUCCUUUUCAGAAGGGGAGGACGAGCCGCUGCUGUUCUCUGGUUCCGACGAAGAGCAGCUGGACGACCCCGAAGAGGAAGGCGGUUCUCCUUCCUCGGCUUUCUUCGCGCAGCAGCAGCGUGCUCCAGCAGCAGCAGCAGCAGGACCUGCAUCACCAGGAGCUGCAGCACCUGGAGCAGUAGCGAUAAGAGCAGCAGUGCCAGGAGCAGCACCAGUACAAGGAGUAGCAGCACCACCAGGCGCAGCAACAGCACCAGGAGCAGCACCACCAGGAACAGCAGCAGCACCAGGCGCAGAAGCAGCACCGGGAGUAGCAGCAGCACCAGGCGCAGCAGCAGCGCCAGGAGCAGAAGCAGCACCAGGAGCAGCGGCAGCACCAGGCGCAGCGGUAGCACCAGGCGCAGCAGCAGCGCCAGGCGCAGAAGCAGCACCAGGAGCAGCGGCAGCACCAGGCGCAGCGGCAGCACCAGGCGCAGCAGCAGCGCCAGGCGCGGCAGAAGCACCUGGAGCAGCAGCAUUAGGGGCAACAGCCGAACCAGGAGAAGCAAGAACAGGGCCUCCCGUUUGGGAUGGUGCGUUGUUAGAGCGUGUUCAUUUGUACCAGGAUGAGAAGCUGGAGGACUGGUGUGGCCGGGGUAUGCCGCGUAUAGCGCGCCUCCAGAUGAGAAAUAUUCUAGAUUGGAUGAAUAGGAACGCGGCGAUGUGCAGCAGUUUACUGCCCCUCCUUCGUGCUGGUCAGGGUUUGCGUCUGUCUUUUGUGGUGAUGCGCCUCGUAUCUCUUGACUUAGGGGCGCUCUCAUUGCUGCCGGAGGAGCUGGAGCCCCAGAGAUUUGCAGCAGGAACAGCAAUCUUAGAGCUGGCAAGAACUGCUGCCGCUUACGGACGCAACGACCCAGAUCUGCGAGACUACUGCAGCAGCAUAGAGUUGGGGAUGCCUCUGGUGGAGCAGUUGAUGCAGCCGAGGCCGCCAGUACCGGAUAUGUCUCCGGUGAGGAAGCGAUCAAGAACCUUGAAUAUAAUGGGUUCUAUACGUCUCAUUCAGAAAUACAUAGCCAAUGCGCUGUGGGUAAUACCGCAGUACGCAGAGAUGCGGUCGGAUUCUGAAUUGCAGACUGCGGUGGAGCGUGUCAUAAAGGUACUGAAUGCACUGUGGGAUGCUCACAUGCAUCAGAUUAAUACUGAUAGAAUGCACCGCAAAUAUAUCUUAGACUGUCAAACACUAACUGGUUCUUGGUUUCUCAUUGGGAGAGGACAAAUCGCUUCAGGGCUUCUGGCGGAAUUCAAAAGAUAUAGAGAAACGGAAAGACUGUUUAGAGGUGUUGUAUCUCGAGCUGGGGGCAUUCCUCCCAGUCUGGAAGCAAAGAAUGCUACUGCAGGAGGGAAAGGCAAGGAAACAUCAGAAACGAAACACAAACAUGGUGCUGCCGAUGCUUCGGCUGCUGCUGCUGCUAAAGAACAGCUGCCGCGAAGCACCUUGUAUCUCGAGCUGGGGGCAUUCCUCCCAGUCUGGAAGCAAAGAAUGCUACUGCAGAGGGGAAAGGCAAGGGAACAUCAGAAACAAAACACAAACAUGACUCCAUCGCUGGCCAUUCCGACUCCCCGCAACACCACGCCCCACCCAGCAGCGUACCCCGACAGAAACAUCCCCACACCAGCAGCAGCAACUCCAGCAACACCAACAACAACCACAACAGCAACAACAACCGCUGGCCAUUCCGACUCCCCGCAACACCACGCCCCACCCAGCAGCGUACCCCGCCAGAAACAUCCCCACACCAGCAGCAGCAACUCCAGCAACACCAACAACAACCACAACAGCAACAACAACAACAGCAGCGACAGCGACAGCAGCAACAAGACCAGCAACAACCGCACCAACAAGACCAGCAGCAGCAGCAGCAGCACGGCCACCAACGGCAGCAGCAACGAGACCAGCAACAGCAGCAACGAGACCAGCAACAGCAGCAGCAACGAGGCCAGCCACACCAGCACCGACGACACCACAACCAGCACUGGCAUCAUCAGGGGCAUCAGCAACACCAGCAGCGGCGGCAACACCCCCAGCAGUUGGGAGAAUAUCAGCAACGCCCGCGGCAGGACGAUCAGCGACGCCAGCAGCCGUGGCAACAUUACCCCCGGCAGCAAUCCCGACAGCGACAAGAGCAAGAACAGCAGCCCUGGCGACACCAGCAGCAGCAGCACUCUCACCAACCCUACCAGCACCAGCAACACCAGCAACCGAGCUACGGUCCACAGCAGCCACGGCACCCGCAUCCGCAGCAGCACCGCCAGCAGCAACACCCUCCCAUUAUCCCUCAGCCCAUCCCCCCAAUGCCCUAUACCCGAGCGACUUCAGAAUUGCCGCCGCCCCCAAGUGGGCAGCAGCCGCAUCAGCUGCGGCAACCGCAGCAGCAGCCGCAGCAGCAGCCGCAUCAGCUGCGGCAACCGCAGCAGCAGCCGCAGCAGCAGCCGCAUCAGCUGCUGCAACCGCAGCAGCAGCCGCAGCAGCAGCCGCAUCAGCUGCGGCAACCGCAGCAGCAGCCGCAGCAGCUGCCGCAGCAGCAGCCACAUCAGCUGCGGCAGCCGCAGCAGCAGCCGCAGCAGCAGCCGCAUCAGCUGCGGCAACCGCAGCAGCAGCCGCAGCAGCAGCCGCAGCAGCAGCCGCAGCAGCAGCCGCAGCAGCAGCCGCAGCAGCAGCCGCAGCAGCAGCCGCAGUCUCCUGCAGCGCCUGGAAUGCGGUCAUUCGCCGAUCUUGGUGCUCGACCUCGUCAGCAGCAUAUGCAAUACGUGCAUCUGCCACUACCAGCACCACAACAGCAAAGAUAUUUCAGUGCACCAGCACCACAAAUGCCUCGCCAGGACCUCAGACAGCCGAGAGGAACCUUCCCCGAUACUGCGGCGCAGUCGAGCCCAGGCACUUCAGAAGCCCCAGCGCUUGAUAGAGGGGAGAGGGGGGCUGCAACUACGGCAAGCCAUUCCUUACAUAGAGAAGGAGGAGACUGGGGAAGUGCAGCUCCUAGAGGGGCAUACUCCCACGGUCGUGGACGAGGGGGGAGGGGAGGCGGUGCCGAUAGGAGGGCUCCUCCUCCCUUCUCUCAUAGAGGAGGACACGGGGGAGGUGCAGGUGUAUCGACCUUCCCCUCUAGGGGCGCAGGUGAAGGGAUGCAUCCCUUCUACAGAGGAGGGGGGCGAGGUGCAGGCGGACGGGCAGGCGCACGGGCAGAUAGUCGUGGUAGGGGACGAGGACAGUGGGGGGGAGGCAACUAGUAGGAUCCACUCCUUCUCUGGAGGGGAGGGUGAAUGUGCAACGAAGAGAAAUCCUCCCUUCGGUCGUGAACGAGGAGGGAGGGGAGGAGAUGCUGAUAGGAGGGCCCCUCCCUUCUAUAGAGGAGAGAGGAGCGGUGCUGGUUUAGUGACGCAUUCCUUCUCUCUAGGCAAGGGGAGGCCCGCUUGA